AUGUUCGAAGCAAAAUUAGGUUGUGCUUCAACGUUGAAGCGAAUUGUCGAUGCUAUUAAGGAUCUCGUAACUGAUGCUCCAUUUGACUGCAGUGAAACUGCUAUGUGUUUACAGGCGAUGGAUUCAUCACAUGUCGCUCUGGUUUCCUUGAAAAUGGACGUUGCAAUGUUUGAAUGCUAUCGCUGCGACCGAACGAUUAACCUUGGACUUAGCUUAGCUGGUAUGGCCAGAGCUUUGAAAUGCGCUAAUAAUGAUGAUACUUGUCUUAUUCGAUACGAAGAAAAUGACGAUUCAGUGCUGUUUCUUUUUGAAGAUACGAAACGGGAUAAAAGUCAGGAAGUGGUAGUGAAAAUGAUGGAUAUUGAUAGUGAGCAUUUGGGCAUUCCAGAACAGGACUAUUCUGCUGUUGUUUCAAUGCCGGCUGCUGAAUUUCAAAAAACGUGUCGAGACUUGGCAAUGUUUUCGGAUUCUUUGAUGAUAGCGGUCACUAAAGCUGGUGUGGUUUUCACCGGAAAAGGAGAUGCCGGUUCGUCGACCGUUACGUAUGCUCCUUCGAAGGAUGCUGACGACGAUGAUCAAAAUGCAGUGUCCAUAGAUGUUCAGGAACCAGUCAGCGUCAAUUUCUCCAUCAAGUACAUGAAUCAUUUCACUAAAGCUACGGCACUUUCAGAAAGAGUUCGCCUUUCUUUAUGCAAUAAUGUUCCUGUUGUUGUGGAAUAUGGUCUUAGUGAGAAUGGACAUUUACGUUUCUAUUUGGCACCGAAAAUAGAAGAUGACGAUGCAGAAAUGAAAUAA
Thelazia callipaeda (thelaziosis nematode) is the source of this 795-nucleotide messenger RNA. Lineage: Eukaryota; Metazoa; Nematoda; Chromadorea; Rhabditida; Thelaziidae. The record is from the annotation of a GenBank genome assembly.